AUGCUUGUAUCAGAGGACCAGGAUGUACCUCGACAGAUUUACCCUGGGUUUCCAGCAAACAUUGAUGAUGACGAUCUUAUAAAAGAUAUGGAGGUUAUUCCACCUGAGAAAAACGGCUGUACGAACAUCACAUUGGCGAUUGUUACGGCUCAUUUUUUGACCGAGUUACACUGGUUGAGUGAUAUUCAUGACGAAACUCCACCAGAGCAAAGGAAAGAAGCUGUACAGAUGUUGGGGAAGAGAAUGGAGGAGCGAUAUCUUCAAAGCUGCGAUCUAGAUCAGCCAUUGGAGUGGAUGACUGCCACCAUCGCACGACUCCACUUAUCAAGAGCAUGGCUUUUUGUCAAUUUACCAUCACCUGAUACACCAGAUGAUUUCCAGUCGACCACCAAGGAUAUGUUAUUUCGCACUGGUGUUGAGGUUUUGGAGUUUAUGCAUCUGUUGCAAGAUAAUGAACUCACUGAAGACUGGAAGUGGCUGUGGAAGGGUUUUAGAGAAUGGUAUGUCAUGGGCUACAUUUUAACCGAACUUUGUAGCCGUCCCUUGGAUGCUGAGUCAAAUCAUGCCUGGGAUAUGGCUACAAAAAUGUACAAACAGUGGCUGGGGAAUGAUUCUACGAUGGAAAGCGAGAGGGUAAAAAGUUUAGCUUGGCUGAUGGAGAGCGCUAUUGCGUCGAGGGCUACUAUGAUGUAA
Molecule: messenger RNA, 693 nt
Organism: Penicillium malachiteum
Lineage: Eukaryota; Fungi; Ascomycota; Eurotiomycetes; Eurotiales; Aspergillaceae
Exons: 2
Coding region: 1-693 (230 amino acids)
Source: RefSeq, a predicted model, not a curated record